Messenger RNA from Naegleria lovaniensis, 2403 nucleotides. RefSeq lists its product as uncharacterized. The record is from RefSeq and is a predicted model, not a curated record. Gene Ontology annotation, biological process: microtubule-based movement. NCBI's taxonomy places the organism in Eukaryota, Heterolobosea, Eutetramitea, Acrasida, Naegleriidae. The transcript has 3 exons. The coding region runs from base 1 to 2403 and encodes 800 amino acids. Gene Ontology annotation, molecular function: microtubule binding; ATP binding; microtubule motor activity.
AUGAUGAACCACAUGGAUGCAUCAAGCUUGGCAGGAAGAACGCCAAAAUUUGUGGUUGAGGUCUUGUAUAAUUUCUUUCCGUCCGAUAAGCAACACUUAACCCUUACUCAAUAUGAAAAGGUAAAAGUAAUUGAAACUCACGAAAGUAAUUGGUGGAUCGGAGAGAGAGCAAAUGGAGAAGUAGGAUUGUUUCCUGCAAAUUAUGUGAGAAGAGUGCAAGACAUCACGGAAGAAAGUCCAAGACAUAAGGAAAAAACGUUUCAAAAACCUGUCUCUUACGAUCCGAACAAGAACAAAAAAACGAAAGAAGAACAAUUACAGAAGAGAAAACAACUUGCCAGUCAAUUAGGUUUGGGUGGCUUGGAUCUUGACGACUUGUUGUCAGAAGAUGAAGACGAUGUCUUGUCAUCGGAAGAUGAACAAGAAAAACCACCACAACCCACUACUCUUACAAAACAAUCAUCCACGGCAUCGUUAAAGUCACAACCUUCUCUUCCUUCUCAACAAGUCACUACUACAAUCAAUCCACAAAACGCAGCUGGAAAAUUUGUCACCGAAGAAGCAUAUGAAAAGAAAAAGAAGGAAUUGCAAGAAGCUCUUCAAAAACAAUUGGAAGACCAAAAAACAAAAACCAGACAGGCAGAAGAAAUUCAAAAACUGAAGGAAGAGCUGCAAAAAGCAAAAGCUGAAGUAGAUGAGGCGAGAAAAGUGACAACCCCAAGAACUACCCCACGAGGUGGUGCAACAACCACUACAGCCAGUCAAUCAGUUGUUGAUCUUGACAAGAAACAAAAAGAGCUUGAGAGGGAUUUUGAAAAGAAGAAAAAAGACCUGGAGAAGGAAUUCGAAAAGAAACAGCGAGAAGCAGACCAAGAACUAGAAAAAAAGAAACGUGAAAUGGAGAAGGAGAUUGAUAAACAGGCAGAGAAAAAGCAAAAAGAUUUUAUUAAGGAAGCGGAGAAACAAAAUUCAGCAAGCUCAGAAAUGCAAAAGACAAUUGAAAAGUUGAAGCAAAAGAACACACAGCUCGAAGAGAAGGUUGUCACUUUGGAUAAGAGCAUUGUAGAUAUGAAACAAAAGCACACAAAAGAAUUGAAAGAGGCUGCAGAUAAAUUGAAGGAACAAAAAGAGGGCUCGUUAAAACAUGCCCAAUUGAAGAUAGUGCGUAUGAAAAAACAAAUCCAAGCAGUGAAACUGGAGAAUGAAUAUCUCAAGGUUGAAACGCAAGAAAUGCAAAAAGAAUUUCUUGCAUCUCUCCACAAAAUAUCCUCAACAGGUCUCAAGAAGCUCAUGGAUGGUUACAAGGAUUUAGAAGAGAAAUACAAGAAGGAACUCAAGGAAAGAAGAUUGCUUUACAACCAGCUUCAAGAUCUAAAAGGCAAUAUAAGAGUGAAUUUGAGAGUGAGACCGUUACUUCCCGAAGAUGGACAAACUGAAAAUUGUAUUGAAUGUGUUGACGAUAAGGAAGUGAAAGUUUAUGACAAGGAAGCCAAAAAGUCUUACAAAUUUGAGUUUGAUAGUGUAUUUGGAAUUGAUUCAACACAGGCUCAAGUGUUUGAAGAUGUUAAACCUUUGGCAACUUCGAUUUUGGAUGGAUAUAAUGUUUGUAUUUUCGCAUAUGGGCAAACUGGUUCAGGCAAGACAUUUACAAUGGAGGGGCCUCCAAAUAAUAGAGGAGUCAAUUACAAUACUCUGGAUGAAGUGUUCUUCAUGAUCAAAGAACGAAAAGGAGAAUACAGUUAUGAAGUCGAAGUGGCUGUCAUGGAAAUUUACAAUGAAAACCUUCAUGAUCUGCUGACCAAAGACAAGACCAAGCUAGAAAUCAUGCUCAGCAACAAGGUGUCGGUACCAGGCUUGACUCGCAUAAAAGUUAAUUCUUCGGACGAUGUCAGAAAAGUUCUCUCUCAAGGAUAUGAAAAUAGAGCCACUGGAAGUAACAACAUCAAUGCUCACAGUUCUAGAUCUCAUUGCAUUGUAAGCGUGUUUGUAGAAGGAGUGAAUCUUUAUACCCAGCAAAAACUAUCAGGAAAACUCCACUUGAUUGACUUGGCUGGAAGUGAAAGGUUGAAGAGAACGGAUGUUAAGGGUGAUCGAUUGAAGGAGGCUCAAAGCAUCAAUAAGAGUUUAAGCGCUUUGGGUGACGUCAUUUCUGCUCUUUCAUCAAAGAAGGGUCACAUUCCUUACAGAAAUUCUAAACUAACAUCCCUUCUUCAAGAUUCCUUGGGUGGCAAUUCAAAGAUGCUCAUGUUUGUGAAUGUGAGUCCAACCGUUGAAAGCUGCCCAGAAACGUUGUGCUCUCUUGGCUUUGCACAACGAGCGAGAACCGUCGAAUUAGGCAAGGCUCAAAAGAAUAUUGUUUCACAAGGCACGGCAUCCACAUCUGGAAGUAACAGCAACAAUUAG